AGAUAGUACGUGUAGUACGCGCGCGACGCUUGAGGCGAAAACUAGACUCGACAGACUAAUCGCGGCCGCGGCGCGGGAAGAAUUAAGUGAACUUCUGACUGCAAGUCCUGUGUCGCCGAGUCUUCGUGAUGAAACGGACCUUUACUUGUGAUGUUUUGAAGCUACAAAAGACAUGAGACGUUCAGCCGCUCCCUCCCAACUUGCAUCGGCCAGCAAGCGACCUAGGUUUAUGCCGCCCUUUGCAAACAAACCACCAGGCAUCUCUACAUCAGUAAACACAACCAAUACCCCAAAAUCAUGUGGGUCGAAUUCACUGAGUACAGCAUUUACAAGUACAUCGUCUCAAAAGGAUAUCUCAUCCGGAAGCAGAUCAACCUCGAAUGUUCUCCGACUUAUCCAGCUGCAAAAACCUGCUGAACAGCACCCCUGUAAAAUUCUGGAACCUUUGACAAAACCGGAUCCACCUCAGGCUGUUACCAGUGAUGCGACCCAGGAAAAUUCAUACUCGGGCAAAGUGAGAGAAGACACAUCAGAUGACAGUUUGACCAAUGCUAACCCAUCGCCAGUCACACUUCCUAAUCAACUAGUAAGACACGAUUCAGAGUUAUGUUCCAAGCUGACCAAUGUCAGUUCUGACAUCAUCAGAGAGGAACCUCAAGAUAAGGCAGUAAAUGGUGAGAAUGUCUCCUCGACAGUGCAAACAGCGCUUGCUAGCACCUCUCAUCAGAUCCUGAAGCCAAGAAUGAAUGGCCUCCAUCGGAGUUCAUUCAGACAGCCGCUGCUACACAAAGCCCCUCCCUUGAAAACUGCCACUGAAGAAAAUCUGAAGAAACCUGCGUCUCACUACUACAGUGUGGUUUGGUGCAAGUUGUCCAAGAAGAAGCACAAGAAGUGGGAAGGAGACGCUAUACUGGUUACCAAGGGAAAAUCAGUUACACUUCUAGACACAGAAGGAAAGGAGAUUGGCAAGGGCCGAGGAUACAAGUCAAGUGAGCUUAGUAGUAUGGCUGAAGGCCACACACUGUGCAUUGGAGGAAAGGAGAUAGAGGUUAUGGGGGGGAUUAAACAGGAAGACUUCACCUCUGGUAAAUGCUUCCAGACCACGUCCACCGCAUCUUCCUUUCCAGCCGCGGACUCCCUUCCACCCAAGCCAAGGAGGGUAGCUGCUAAACCAUUCAUGAAUCCUCAGAAAGCCUCGUCUUCACCUGCUGGAAAUAGUGAGCCUGUCACAACCACCAAGUCAGCACCAAAGCCGCUGCAUGACCCCACCCAUCCCGAUGCCCUUGUGAUGCCCCGCCCAUCCCCUGCCCACCAGUGGGCCCACAACCCCCAGCACCAUCCUGUGGUGGAUGUGGUCUUGGAUCCCUACCUGUCCUCCAAGCUCAGACCCCAUCAGAGAGAAGGAGUUCUGUUUCUAUAUGAGUGUGUGAUGGGGUUGCGCAGUUUCCAAGGAAACGGAGCAAUAUUAGCUGAUGACAUGGGACUUGGAAAGACAUUGCAGUGCAUUUGUCUGAUAUGGACACUCUGCAAGCAGGGCCCGUACCGAGCCAAGCCAGUCACCAGGAGAGUUCUGAUUGUAACCCCAGGUAGCUUAGUCAAGAACUGGUGUCGUGAGUUCAAGAAGUGGCUUGGCAAUGAGAGAAUGCGAGUUUUUGCGGUCAGUGCUGACAAGAAAGUUCAGGAGUUUGCAAGUAGCCCCAUCUAUCCCAUCCUCAUCAUCAGCUAUGAAAUGUUUGUCCGCUCCAUUGAGGACAUCCGCAAGAUCAACUUUGAUCUGAUCGUCUGCGAUGAAGGGCACCGACUUAAGAACACCAAUAUCAAAACCACAUCUCUGAUAUCAAGCCUGCCUGUACAGAGAAGAAUUUUACUGACUGGCACCCCAGUCCAGAAUGAUCUGCAAGAAUUCCACUCCAUUGUUGAGUUCUGCAACCCAGGUGUGCUAGGGUCCAGUGCCGCAUUCCACCGUGUCUACGAAGACCCAAUCACCAAGGGCAACCAGCCACAGGCUAAGUCUGAAGAAAAGAAGCUAGCUGCUACAAGAGCCGCAGAGUUGUCGAGACUGACUGGUUUGUUUGUUCUCCGAAGAACACAGGAAAUCAACAAUAAGUACUUACCUCCAAAAGUGGAGACUGUGGUCUUCUGCAAACCCAGCCCUCUCCAGCUCCUCCUCUACCAGUGGCUCCUGAGCUCCAGGGUCCUCCGCAGCUGUCUUACCGCCUCCAGCCAGUAUGCUGAGGCAUCAUUCUCCUCGCCCCACCUUGUCUGCAUUACAGCCUUGAAGAAGCUAUGUAACCACCCAGGGCUGUUGCAUCAAGCCUGCUUGGACGCUGACACGGAACAUCGAGAGACUGGUUCAGUGGACGAUGGAUUCCUUGCGGAGGAGUCGUUAUACAAAGAUUUACUGCCUUUUUUCCCGGACAACUACACAGUAGACAGUGUUGACAUGGAGCACUCGGGUAAAAUGCAAGUGCUCGCUGAUCUGCUCUGCUCGCUGCAUGAAAAUGGACCAUCCGAGAAGAUUGUUCUGGUGUCAAACUAUACGCAGACGUUAGGCUUUCUGCAGAAGCUCUGCGAGCAGGAGGGAUACAAGUUCUGUCGCCUGGACGGGAGCACACCCACCGCAAGACGCCAGGAGAUUGUGGAACAUUUCAAUAGCUCCUAUUCACAGGAAACUGUGUUUUUAUUAAGUUCCAAAGCUGGAGGUGUUGGCUUGAAUCUGAUUGGUGCAUCCAGGUUGUUGCUCUAUGACAUCGACUGGAAUCCAGCCAAUGACCUGCAGGCAAUGGCCAGAGUGUGGAGAGACGGUCAAAAGAGACAGGUGCAUAUCUACAGACUCAUCACGACGGGUACGAUCGAGGAGAAGGUGUACCAGAGACAGAUCAGCAAGCAGGGUCUGAGUGGGGCGGUGGUUGAUGCUAAGAGCCAUGGCCAUGUCAAAUUCUCCCUGGAAGAUCUCAGGGAUCUGUUCACUCUCCAUGAGAGCACAGCCUGCGUCACCCAUGAUAUGAUGGCCUGUACUUGCCUGACGGGGGAGGAGACAGUCAGAGAAGCUCCACAGACUGCUCCAAGCAGGGCAUGUCAGCUGGGAGUCAAGAGGAACCAAGACAGGAAGAAUCUGUCGAUGAACCAACUCAUGGAGUGGAAACAUUUCUCUGGACCAUUGAGCUCAACUUUUGAGGAUGAUCAUUUGCUCAGAGCAGGGAGUCAGAUCACAUUUGCCUUUCAAAACAAAACUAAUGACAAGUCAACAGAUGAAUAGACAAGCCAAUCUUCCAAACCACUGAGACUUGGAUUCCAGUCAGUUGCUUCAGGAAGGUGUACGGAGUGCCAGAAUGAUACCUCUAAGUUCAUAGUAAAAUAUUGUCCAGAAUCUUAUUCCAUUCAGACAUACUGAAGGCUGGAAUCAGACGACAGGCGUUUUUGGUCAAAUUUUGAAUGACCAUUCCGUGAGCCUAAUAAUCUACAGUACAUUAAAAAUAAAACCAACUGAGAAAAAGAUUAUCUUGGUGAAAGGUGCACAUUAUAAAACACCCAGCUUUGUGCCUCCUGGCUUAAAUCG
Molecule: messenger RNA, 3559 nt
Organism: Acanthaster planci (crown-of-thorns starfish)
Lineage: Eukaryota; Metazoa; Echinodermata; Asteroidea; Valvatida; Acanthasteridae
Gene: rad54b
Product: RAD54 homolog B
Biological process (GO): reciprocal meiotic recombination; double-strand break repair via homologous recombination
Cellular component (GO): nucleus
Molecular function (GO): DNA translocase activity; ATP binding
Source: RefSeq, a predicted model, not a curated record